AGUCUGCUUCAGCCACACUCGCCGUACUUCAAAUGUUAGUAGGUUUCCGCUAAUGAAAAGCCAACUUCCCGUGUAGAGCUUUCACGAUAAAAGCUUGAUCCCGCUCUUCACUAUGUGAUGCUCUUAUUGUGAAGCACUUGUAAGGAAAUCAAACAAUUUUGAAACGAAGGUACCCGCGGGAGUGGCUGUGACUUCCCCGUUAGCCGUUAAGCUAACGAGCCGUGCGUUUCGAAAGUCGAGCACAAAACAUUUGCAAGGUCAAAAUAUUCUUGAAUGAUUCCAGGAGCGCUGAAGAUGACGACCGAGCAAAGGGCCCACCUGAGCGUGAGGAGACGCGCAUGAAGCCGAGUGACAUGAACGCUCGCCUUGAGGACGCCCUGUCCCGCAUCGCCGUGGAGGCACAAGAGAUCCAAGAGCUGGAGCAGCAGUUGACGGAUGGGCAGAUUUUGGCCAAUGAGCUCCUGCAGAAGGACCUGGAGGGGAUCCUCGGUGGACUUCAGGAAUAUCUCAGAGGACUUCGACUUAAGGCCAGUGAGCUGCAGGCUGAGAAUGAAAAUCUUCAGCGCCACCUGGAGGACGCUCAGAGACACCGCAAGAAGCUGGAGGACACAGCCCGGGUUUGUGAUCAGAAGAUGGCGGCCCAGCAGGAGGCGCUGGCGGCGCUGAAGAUGGAGGCCCAGGUGCUGAAAUGGCAGAAGGCGGGGCUGGAGGCGGAGCUGAAGGAGAUGAGGGAGGAGCUAAACCAGCAGCUCACACUGGGACAGAAGACCAAAACCAGAACCAGCGUGGAGCAAACCCAGCAGCAAAUGGCCAGACUGCAGGACCAGCCGGACCAGAAUCGCAUAGCCCAACUCGAGGAACGUGUGACCCAGUACCAGAACCACAUAACCCAACUACAAGAACAGUCUUCCAACCACCACAAGCACAUAGAUCAGCUUGAAGACCAGCUGACCCGAUACCGGAAGCGCAUAACCCAACUAGAAGAUUCCGUGGCCCACCACCACCACAAGUGUAUCCUCCAGCCGGAAUUUCAGUCAACGGCAACCGUCGUCAGUGCCAGGACCCCUGGAAGGGGACGGGCUUGCCGCCUGUUGGGGGGCGCCAACGGCAAACCGAAACCCCACGCAGACAGGAGCGUGUUGCAGUUGUGUGAGGAGGUUCAGUGCGUGGAGCAAACGCUUCACAAGAGACGAGCCGAACUUCGCGAGGCCGACAGACGAUUGAUGCACGUGCACGCGCGUUUCCAGAGCAACCAGGCCGCGUCCCAGCACAGCGCCACCACCCUGAAGCAGAUGGCACUGCGCCUCAGAGUGCUGCAGGAUGAGGAGGCGGAGCUUAGGAGGCGGACCAGGGCGGAGCAUCAGCGGUUGAGAGCAGUGGAGGCGGAGCUAAGUGACAGAGAGGCAGAGUCCCAAGAACUCUGCACCUCAGUGCACAUGGCCACAUGCAGACUAGCUGAGCUUGUGCGUGCGUGUCAGGAGGCUGAUGCAUGCUUGGACCGGACCCUCACUCAGGUGGAGCGGGCAAGGGCGGAGCUUCACGGCGUGGAGGCGGAGCAUCGCAGACUCAAGCGCUGAGUGUUGCAAUCUAUUCAGAGUGCCACACUGCAGCAACGUCAUCGAUGAGGAAACGGCACUCAAUGCAAACUUGCUGUUUAGCUGCGAACGUCCCAAAC
Molecule: messenger RNA, 1675 nt
Organism: Hippocampus comes (tiger tail seahorse)
Lineage: Eukaryota; Metazoa; Chordata; Actinopteri; Syngnathiformes; Syngnathidae
Product: centriolin-like
Exons: 12
Coding region: 339-1577 (412 amino acids)
Source: RefSeq, a predicted model, not a curated record